Messenger RNA from Chanos chanos (milkfish), 1373 nucleotides. RefSeq names its product DET1- and DDB1-associated protein 1. Gene Ontology annotation, cellular component: Cul4-RING E3 ubiquitin ligase complex. The transcript has 5 exons. Gene Ontology annotation, biological process: positive regulation of proteasomal ubiquitin-dependent protein catabolic process. Lineage: Eukaryota; Metazoa; Chordata; Actinopteri; Gonorynchiformes; Chanidae. The coding region runs from base 372 to 680 and encodes 102 amino acids. The record is from RefSeq and is a predicted model, not a curated record.
GUCGUCGAGGUAAUCUACUGACUAGCAGAUGAUGCCCUUACCGUCUAGUUGAGUAUCAGAAGUAUUAGUUUUCGUUUAAAACCGCUGACCGAGUACAACUCACUUCGCUAUGCAAUGGGUGAUCGAAGUUCCGUCAAAUUGUUAGCAAAAGCAAGUGUUUGUUGUUAAACCCGUGUAAGCUAGCAAUUGCGCAAGGCUUGCAAGCCUCGCAACUGACUAUUUGAAAGCUAGUAUCUCUUAGCUGCGCAUAUGUUAGCUCUAUGUUUUCAGUGAAUUACAGAUAAAGCCAGCAAGUGAGCUUAUUAGCUAAUGGGGUGUUAUGCUUCAAGUUUACAGCUUUUAGGAGUUUACUCAGCGUGGAGCAACAAAUCAUGGAUAAGGCCGAUUUUUUGAAAGGAUUACCAGUUUAUAACAAAAGCAAUUUCAGCAAGUUCCAUGCAGAUUCUGUCUGUAAAGCUUCGAACAGAAGACCUUCUGUAUACCUUCCAACACGUGAAUAUCCCUCUGAGCAGAUUAUUGUCACGGAAAAGACAAAUAUUCUGUUACGAUACCUUCAUCAGCAAUGGGAUAAAAAGAAUGCAGCCAAGAAGCGAGAACAAGAACAAGCAGAGGGAGAGAGUCCAGCACCUCCCCGGAAAAUAGCUCGAACAGGCAGUCGAGAGCUGACUGAGGACUCUUAAUAAGACUUGUAUGGAGAUGUUUUCUCGAUGGAGGGUGCUCGCUCAAUAAGCACAGAGGGAUGAUAUCAAUGCUGACGGAUACAAAUUCUGAAGGCGGUCAAAAUAUUUUCGGGCUGACUUUCAGAGUCUUUUUGUUUUCCUAGAUUAUCCCACGUAACUACUCUUCAUUUAACACUUUUCUCAUUUGAUCCUAUUUAUAGGUUCACAGCUAAUCCAAUGUGGUACAAUAGUAAAGUCUUCCUCCUUUGUUGAAUUUGCCUGUUAACUCUUCAAAAUUGUUCUGUAUUGUGCUUGAGAAUCUGGUGAUAUCUCCCACAGAGUUUUGGUUCCGUUUCUUUACUUCAGUACAUAAACAGAGCUUGGAAUCUAUUUGAAUAAUGUGCUCACUAAACAGUAGUCUUGCAUAUUCAGUGACAAUAAUAAUGACUUGAAUGAUCAAAAUCAGUCACCUGGAUGGUUAUAUUAAAUUUUUAAGUUUCAUGUUCUCUUGAAAUAUGCUGUCAAAAGGCCUGGCUCUGUUGUAUUAAUACUCCAAGCACACUUUGUUUCAGGUAGCUUCUCCAGCAUAUACUGUUAUCUGAAGGAGGAUGUAUAUGCUACAUAGCAAUUAUGCGGAUUUGUUGCUAUGCUCACAUUUGCAUGUGUUGUGAAAAGUAUACCUUGUUAAGAAUUUGUUAACACAGUUUUUGUUUC